AUGCCGCGAUCUCCAGCGCUCUUCCCGCUGCUGCUUUUGCUCCUACCGCAGCUGGCCGCAAGCCUCGGACUCCACGGCGCAGGCGGCCGACACCCCGAGUGCGGUCCGUGCCGUCCGGAGCACUGCCUGGUCCCCGCGCGCUGCCCCGCGCCCGGGAUCGCGGCGCGCGACGAGUGCGGCUGCUGCGCUCUGUGCCUAGGCGCGGAGGGCGCGAGCUGCGGGGGUCGGGCCGGUGCACGAUGUGGUCCUGGUCUAGUGUGCGCCAGCCGCGCCACCGGGGCGGCGCCCGAGGGCACCGGGCUCUGUGUGUGCGCGCAGCGCGGCGCCGUCUGUGGCUCCGACGGCCGUUCUUACCCUAGCGUCUGUGCGCUGCGGCUGCGCGCCCGCCACGCGCCCCGCGCUCACCUCCGCCACCUGCACAAGGCGCGCGAUGGCCCCUGCGAGUUCGCUCCUGUGAUCAUCAGUCCACCACGGAAUGUUCACAACUUCUCUGGAGCACAGGUGUACCUGUCCUGCGAGGUGAGGGCUGUGCCUGCCCCAGUCAUCACGUGGAGGAAGGUCACACAAUCUCCUGCGGGCACCCAGGUGCUGGAAGAACUGCCUGGGGACCAUGUCAAUGUGGCUGUGCAGGUGCGGGGGGGCCCUUCUGAUCAUGGAGCCACAGCCUGGAUUUUGAUCAACCCACUAAAAAAAGAAGAUGAAGGUGUAUACCAAUGCCAUUCAGCCAACAUGGUUGGGGAGGCCCAGUCCCACGGCACAGUGACAGUCAUAGAACUGAGUGAGUACCAACCAAACCCCCCACCUCCCAACUCCAGAUGA
Chrysochloris asiatica (Cape golden mole) is the source of this 819-nucleotide messenger RNA. RefSeq names its product insulin-like growth factor binding protein-like 1 (gene IGFBPL1). Gene Ontology annotation, cellular component: extracellular region. Gene Ontology annotation, molecular function: insulin-like growth factor binding. The transcript has 4 exons. The record is from RefSeq and is a predicted model, not a curated record. NCBI's taxonomy places the organism in Eukaryota, Metazoa, Chordata, Mammalia, Afrosoricida, Chrysochloridae. Gene Ontology annotation, biological process: regulation of cell growth; regulation of signal transduction. Bases 1 to 819 code for a protein of 272 amino acids.